Molecule: messenger RNA, 1383 nt
Organism: Physcomitrium patens
Lineage: Eukaryota; Viridiplantae; Streptophyta; Bryopsida; Funariales; Funariaceae
Molecular function (GO): calcium ion binding
Source: RefSeq, a predicted model, not a curated record
UCGGCUGGCUUCCAGUCACACAUCCCUCACAGUUGUCAGGUCCACUCAGCGUGACCAAGGUCAACUCGUUGCUCGGGGGUUUUGGCAGUUUCAACGAAUCAGGCACGAGGCAUUUCUCCCACAUGAGCACGUAGUCGUGAUGUCCAGAGUAUAAGAACUGGAGGGGGAUGGUCCACGAUCAGUCAGUACUUCUCGUAGCACCUCCUAUUUUUUAGCCUGAAUUUUGUGGCAAUCCUUCCCGAGGGGUUUGUUGGUGAAUCAGGGUAUGUGUGUUUCGACGAUCUUGUAUUGACUGUUUGGAUUGAGGGUCCCGUAUGCACCUACUUCUGAGGGUAUUACUAUUUGUGAUGUGAGUGUUCGGCAGUUGAAAUCGGAUCCGUCAUCUUUGAUUCUGGUGUUGAAAUUAGAUUCGAUCUCGAGGGGUUAUUGAGGAUUGGGUAGCCCCGCUGUUCAGCAAUUGUUGUGAAAGUAAGCAGAAAGGACUUGAUUAUGGAUUCUAGGACAGGAUUCGCGAUGAACCGGAAAGCAGCGGGAUUCAAUCUGAACCUCUCACCUGAUCUGGUGCAAGAGCUAACAGAUUCAUUCAAGUUUUUUGACCGGAAUGGCGAUGGCAAAAUCUCCAAGGAGGAGCUGGGAACGGUCGUGCGCUCACUUGGGCAGAAGGUGAACGACGCAGAAUUGGCGAGGCUGAUUAGUGACGUAGACUCGAAUGGUGAUGGCUACAUCGACCUCCAGGAAUUCAUUGACUUAAACGCGAGAGCCAUUGCCGAGUGCCCAAUGGGUAUGGACACAAACAUGGAAAUUCACCAAUACGGGCCAGGAGAUAGUAUGCACGCAGCUAUGGUGUCCGCGUUCAACGUGUUCGACGUUGACAGAAAUGGUUACAUAUCAGCUGAAGAGCUUCAUCGCGUCCUCGUGGGAUUUGGUGACGAGAAAGUUUCGUUGGAGGACUGUCGGUCUAUGAUCGAGUGCGUGGACGAGGACGGUGAUCAGAUGGUCAAUUUCAGAGAAUUCGAGGCUCUCAUGGGCGGCACAAGCACUUGUGUCUACUGACAAGGGACUAGUCCGAGAAACGUUCAAUUUUUCACAGCCUUGCCUCCUCCGAAUUAGCAUCUACACCGUUUGUAGCUAGAAUCAAAGCCAAAGUUUUCGAAAGAGUUGGAUGUGAAGGCAACAGUGAAACAUAUACAUUGGAAAUUAAUUCAUUGGCAAGACCUCUGAUAUAGGUGAAAGUCGUAGGUACACAGAGAAGAGAUAGUUGAUGCCUCCUUUGGAGGUGCUGCUGCGGCAAAAACUCAUGACUACAAGAAUUGUACAUUGGACUUUAAAGACAUUAGAAAUGACAUAACAACUCAAAACGAGAUUGUUAACAUCGUCAAUCCA